Molecule: messenger RNA, 348 nt
Organism: Striga asiatica
Lineage: Eukaryota; Viridiplantae; Streptophyta; Magnoliopsida; Lamiales; Orobanchaceae
Source: the annotation of a GenBank genome assembly
AUGCACGAAACCAAAAACACUGUGUUCUCCCUCACUCCCACAAAAGACAUCGUGGGAGCCUUCCCUGACGUGGUCAGCACCGCCCUCACGGCACCAACCGCCGAGGACGAGAGACCACCUCCCCCAACCAGAGUCCGCCACCUACACCAGGAACCUGCAAGCCACCGGGCUCCACUCGAGGGAGAAAGAACGGGAAUCCCACCCACCAACCGUCUUGAGCCAAUCCGCCGAAUCCACCAAACACAGCCAGAGAAGAGAGAGACCGGCAUCAGGGACAAGCCAGGCAGUCGCGGCGACCGCCGGCCCGGCCUCGCCGACGCCGGAGGAGGUGAAGCGAUCGAGAUUUAA